Eremothecium gossypii ATCC 10895 is the source of this 1008-nucleotide messenger RNA. It is a transcript of the gene RBK1, whose product is annotated as putative ribokinase. The record is from RefSeq and is marked provisional. The coding region runs from base 1 to 1008 and encodes 335 amino acids. The transcript has a single exon. Gene Ontology annotation, biological process: D-ribose metabolic process. NCBI's taxonomy places the organism in Eukaryota, Fungi, Ascomycota, Saccharomycetes, Saccharomycetales, Saccharomycetaceae. Gene Ontology annotation, molecular function: ribokinase activity.
AUGGGAGUGACGGUAAUUGGGUCUUUGAAUUAUGAUUUAGUCACGUAUACUGACAAGGUUCCUGGCGCGGGGGAGACAUUUGCGGGGGAGCACUUCGAAACCCAUGUAGGUGGCAAGGGCUUGAAUCAGGCAAUCGCAGUUAGUAAGCUACAAGCGGAUGCGGGCGAUGAGAAAGUGCGUAUUGUGGGCAAUGUAGGUAGGGAUCCAUUUGGAGAUGAGAUCUUGGAAGUGGCUAGACAGAAUAGGGUGCAGGUCGAGCACGUUGGUGUAGUGGCGGGGACUAAGACAGGCACUGCGACUAUCCUAGUAGAGCGCAAGACAGGACAGAACCGGAUUGUGAUUGUGAGCGGGGCUAAUGCGAAGACGGUCUUAGAAGAAAGUAACAUGGAGCAAGUGUUCCCGAAGAAUACUUCCCCAGGCCAACACUACAUUAUCCUUCAGCAUGAAAUCUCCGAUCCAGUAGCAUACAUGCGCUGGCUGAAGCUCAAUAGGCCAGCUUACCAAAUUGUGUUCAACCCUUCGCCGUUUCAGGAGCUACCAGCAGAUGCAUGGAAGGACGUGGAUGUCUUGGUGGUCAAUGAAGUUGAGGCUUUUCAGCUUUACAUGUGCAUUACGGGCUCUGGAAGUUCUAAGUUCUCCGAAUCAGAGCCAGAUAAUAUGGUAGACAAGUUCAGGGUAAUUUUAAGUGAGCUCAUGGAGAGGGGGGUACUCGGCAAGAGUCGUUCUGGCACAAUUAUAGUAACCUUGGGAGAAUACGGUGUCUUGUACGCUUCUGCUGCGAGUUCAAGGGUUCUUUACGUCCCCGCAGAGCAAGUCGUGAAAGUCGUGGACACUACCGCCGCAGGUGAUACAUUCCUGGGUGGAUUGGUCGCCCAACUAGACUCUGGGUCCACGCUAGAUGAUGCUGUGCGCUUUGCAGUACAGGCUAGUGCAAUUGCUGUUACAAGGGAAGGCGCAUCUAGUAGCAUACCAACGCAUGCAGAAGUUGAGGGAAAAUAUCAUUUGUGA